Triticum dicoccoides is the source of this 703-nucleotide messenger RNA. RefSeq lists its product as uncharacterized. The transcript has a single exon. NCBI's taxonomy places the organism in Eukaryota, Viridiplantae, Streptophyta, Magnoliopsida, Poales, Poaceae. Bases 27 to 590 code for a protein of 187 amino acids. The record is from RefSeq and is a predicted model, not a curated record.
CAGAAGCUUCUCAAACGCCCGGUCCAAUGCGGCGGCCGCAGCAGCAAAGCUGCCGUGCCGUGCCGUCCUUCACCCACCCCCAAGGAGCGAACCGAUCAGGUCCUCCAACCCAAAUCCCCCACGCCAAACCAUCCAAAUCACACGGCCACGACCGACCGAUGGCCCAGCCACCGGCGACUCCGGCGACGGCGGCGGCGUACGGGUGUGCGGCAUGCGGCGCGGACCUGAACCUGUCCGCCUCCCACCUCUACCCGGCGGGGACCUACUUCGAGGCGGGGAACAAGGGCACGCUGUCCUUCAGCUGGGUGAACGAGUCGCGGCUGCGGUUCGCGGCGGAGGACCGGAUCCGCCCCUUCUUCGAGACGCUCGACUACUGGGGCAUCCAGCGGAAGCGCACCCGCGUCAACUGCGACGCCUGCGGCAAGCUCCUCGGCCACGUCUACGACGACGGCCCUCCGCUCAUGGAGGGCACAGGCCAGCUCGGGAUGGGCCCCAGCCAGGUCGUCCCCCGCCGGCCCAGGUACCGGAUCAAGAUCAAGGCCGUCACGGCCGCCGGUUCCUCCGCCUCCGCCGCCGCCGCCGCGCGCUGACCGCUGAGUUGAGAAGCUUGAUUCAUCCCGUGACGAUGCUCACUCCUUCCUGCUGUAAAUCAGUGCUACUUCAUGUAAAUCUUUGGCUGCAAAAUAAACUUGGACGGGUGGAA